AUGUUCACUUCUCCAAUGGCGUCUUUUGAGCGUUUCGACGACAUGUGCGACCCGAAAUUGGAGCCUAAGAAACUACGAAACCUUCUGUCCGAGUAUGUUCCCAACGAGAAGCAGCCUGUGACCAAUUUUCUAUCACUCUCCGAGGUUGUUUCAACUAUCGCCACCCAUAAGCUAUUAUCCGAGUCUCCAAUGGCUUCAACUGAACAGAAGCUUCAAACUAAGUCGAAAUCAGCCGUUGAUGAUUGGGUUGAUAGGUUGUUGACUCUGAUUUCUUCUGAUAUGCCAGAUAAAUGCUGGGUGGGUAUUUGUUUGAUGGGAGUAACUUGUCAAGAAUGCAGCUCAGAUCGUUUCUUCACUUCAUACUCUGUUUGGUUUAACAGUUUACUAUCACAUAUCAAGAAUCCAGAAAGUUCUAGAAUUGUUCGAGUGGCUUCAUGUACCUCAAUCUCUGAUCUCCUUACAAGACUGUCUAGAUUUUCGAAUACAAAGAAAGAUGCAGUGUCACAUGCUGCGAAAGUAAUCCUGCCAAUUAUUAAACUCUUGGACGAAGAUCCUUCGGAAGCACUAUGGGAAAGCAUUGUCCAUCUGCUAACUACAGUUGUAAUCUUGUUUCCUGCUGCAUUCCACAGUAAUUAUGAUAAGGUUGAAGCCGCUAUUGCCUCAAAAAUAUUUUCUGCAAAAACCAGUUCUAAUAUGUUAAAGAAAUUUGCCCACUUUCUAGCUUUGCUCCCCAAAGCUAAUAAAGGGGACGAGGGCAGCUGGUCCUUGAUGAUGCAAAAGCUAUUGAUAUCUAUAAAUGUACAUUUAAAUAAUUUUUUCCAAGGUCUAGAAGAAGAAACAAAAGGAAAAAAAGCCCUUCAACGAUUGACUCCUCCUGGGAAAGACUCUCCUUUGCCUUUGGGAGGUCAAAAUGGGGGUUUAGAUGAUGCAUCAUGGAACUCUGAACAAUUGAUUGUAACCAGAGUUUCUGCACUUAUGUUCUGCUGCUCAACGAUGCUAACUAGCUCGAGCAGAUCUAAGGUUAAUAUUCCAGUUGGGUCAUUGUUAUCCCUUGUUGAGCGAGUGCUGGCGGUGAACGGCUCUCUACCUCGAGCCGUGUCACCCUUCAUGACAGGGAUCCAACAAGAACUUGUUUGUGCAGAACUUCCGACUUUGCAUUCGUCGGCUCUGGAACUCUUGCUAGCUACUAUAAAGAGUAUCCGCAGCCAACUUUUACCAUAUGCUGCAUCUGUGGUGAGACUUGUUAGUAGCUACUUCAGGAAAUGUUCAUUGCCAGAAUUGAAGAUAAAGCUCUACUCAAUCACUACAACCUUGCUCAAAUCCAUGGGUGUAGGGAUGGCAAUGCAACUGGCACAGGAAGUUGUCAAUAAUGCCUCUGUGGAUCUAGGCACAACAACUGUAGAAGGAUUUGAUGCGGUAUCUAGCAAAACCCCAUUGCUUACUAAGGGUGUUGUUCUUCAGGCUGGCAGUAAAAAAAGGAAGCAUUCAACUAAAUCAGGAGCCGAGGCAGAGAACUCUGCUUUUGAAGUGGGACUCCCUCACAAUCACUCGAAUAGCCCGAUUUCAUUAAAGUUAGCAGCUCUCGAGGCACUGGAAACACUUCUCAACAUCGGUGGUGCAUUGGGAUCUGAUAGCUGGAGAGAACGUGUGGAUACUCUUGUAAUGACAACAGCAACAAAUGCUUGUGUAGGUAGAUGGGCUAGUGCUGCAACCUACGGGUGUUUACCCAAUGUGUCGUGUACGGAUCAGGUCGAGAUUCAGCUUGCAGCACUCCGUGCCUUUUUGGCAUCUCUUGUUUCUCCAUCACGAGUACGCCCUAAAUUUUUAGCCGAAGGGCUUGAGCUUUUCCGAACAGGUAAAUUUCAGGCGGAGAUGAAGGUUGCUGGAUUCUGUGCUCAUGCUCUCAUGACUCUUGAAGUUGUCAUUCACCCGAGGGCACUCCCACUCGACGGUCUCCCAUCACUUGGGGAACGAUUCCCGGAGAGCACUUCUCUGGCCAGCCAAAAACACAAUAAUUUGAACGGUAUUGCUCACAGUGGUGAUGGUCUAUACAACAGAUGGCUGUCAAACGCGGAUCCUCCUUCUAUCAACGAGAUUCAGAGAAGCUUAGACACGACUUUACCUCUCCAAGAGACCAAAAGAUUGAAACUUGGGAAUGAUUUAGCUACAAGUGUCGAAGAUCAUACAGAUAUGGUUGCAUCAGAGAAUGUUCAAGAAGCUCAUGUGUCUGAGAAGGAUCCUGAAUCAACCGAGGAAACUCAAGGACAUGGUUCAGAGAAAGAUAAUAUGGUUCCCAAAGAGGGAGAGGAUUUAGCGGUUAAGGAUAGUCUCAUGGAGGAAGCAGCGAUUGGUAAGAAGAGAGAUUCCUUAGGUGAAUCUGAUGAUGAUUCUGUUCCAAGUCUUCAGGCAGAUGAUUUCCUCUCUUCAGAUUCUGAUAUUGAGUCUUAA
Molecule: messenger RNA, 2448 nt
Organism: Microthlaspi erraticum
Lineage: Eukaryota; Viridiplantae; Streptophyta; Magnoliopsida; Brassicales; Brassicaceae
Source: the annotation of a GenBank genome assembly